GAUUGCGAAAGUGUGGUGGCAACUGCAGCUGAUAUUGAACCAGCUGCAGAGGUGCAUUUCGUCCCGACUGCGUAGUGCCUUUAUCUUGUAGUGGCACUAAUUUUUGCUUUGGGCAUCCAAAUAAAACCCAGCAGCUGCAGCAAUGUCAAACCAGGGUAAACUCGUGCUGGAAAACUACGUUGGUGGAAAGUUCUUGCCAUGCAGCAAACACAUAGAUUCAUUCAACCCUUCUACUGGAGAAGUUUAUUGCAGAGUGCCGGACAGUGGAGCUGAAGAGGUGGAGGCUGCAGUGACAGCAGCCAAAGAGGCGUUUCCUAGCUGGUCAGCGAAGAGUCCAGCAGAGAGAGCUCGGCUGCUGAAUAAACUGGCUGACUUGCUGGAGGCUCGUCUGGAGGAGUUUGCCCAGGCUGAGUCUAAAGACCAGGGGAAGACGAUAACCGCUGCCCGAAAUGUUGAUAUCCCUCGUGCUGUAUAUAACUUCAGAUACUUCGCCUCAUCCAUCCUGUACCACACUACAGAAUGCAGUCAGAUGGACCACAUGGGCUGCGUUAAUUACACCAUCCGCUGCCCGGUGGGAGUGGCUGGUCUGAUCAGUCCAUGGAACCUGCCCCUGUACCUCCUCACCUGGAAGAUUGCACCAGCCGUUGCUCUGGGCAACACUGUGGUGGCUAAGCCCAGUGAGAUGACCUCAGUCACCGCCUGGAUGAUGUGUCAGCUACUGGAGGAGGCCGGUUUUCCACCUGGUGUGGUCAACAUCGUGUUUGGGACUGGUCCGCGUGCGGGUGAUGCUCUGGUGGCCCACCCUGAUGUGCCUUUAAUAUCAUUCACCGGCAGCACAGCUACAGCCAGAGUAAUAACAGAGCGCAGCGCCCCCUACUGUAAGAAGCUCUCGCUGGAACUUGGUGGCAAAAACCCUGCUGUUGUAUUCGCUGAUGCUGACCUGGAGGAGUGCAUCAGAACCACCGUGCGCUCCAGCUUCUCCAAUCAGGGAGAGAUCUGUCUGUGUACCAGCAGGAUCUUUAUUGAGCGGAGUAUUUACCCACAGUUCCUGGCAAAGUUUGUGGACGCGGCUCGACAGUGGAAAACUGGCGUGCCCUCUGACCCCUCCAACAACAACGGUGCACUAGUGAGCAAGGAGCACUUGGAGAAGGUCAGAGGCUAUGUGUCGUUGGCACGGGCAGAGGGAGCCCAGGUGCAUUGUGGGGAGGGUGUCGACACUCUUAACUUGCCACCGCAAAAUGCGGGUGGUUAUUUUAUGCUGCCCACCGUCAUCACCGGGGUAAAAGACUCCUCCCGAGUGAUGCAGGAAGAGAUAUUCGGCCCUGUCACCUGCCUGACCCCCUUUGACCAGGAAGAAGAAGCGAUAGCAAGGGCUAACGGCGUGCGCUAUGGCCUGGCAGCCACGGUGUGGUCGCGGGACGUGGGGCGAGUGCACCGGGUUGCUAGGCAACUGCAGGCUGGGAUGGUGUGGACCAAUUGCUGGAUGAUCAGAGAUUUGAACCUCCCGUUCGGGGGCAUGAAGUGUUCAGGCAUCGGGAGAGAAGGAGGGAAAGACUCCUAUCACUUCUUCACGGAGGUCAAGAGUAUCACAGUCAAACACUGAGUUACUGCCAGCACAAAUACCUUGUAGCUCCACCUGGCUGGUGUACAGUUAGAGACUGUAGCUUAUCUGUUAAAUGCUUUUUUGUGUCUACACAGUUUCUGACCACAGAUCUGCUCUUGGCUGGAUAGUUGGGUGGUGGUCCACUCUCAGUCUAGCAGUGACACUGAUGAAUGUGAAAACUUGUCCCAGCACCACACACACUACCAUGUCAAUGUCACUGCUAUGCUGAGAAUGAUCCACUACCCAAAUAAUAUCUGGACAGCAGUGGUCCUGGGGUCAAAAACUGACCAACAAUGAAUGGGAAUGGGAUGAGAGAGAGAGGAGAAAAUCAAGCUCCACUCUUGCUUAACAUCUGAAAAACUGUGCAUGACAACAGGGAUGCUAUAGUUUGUAACUGUCCACCUAUAUAGGGAUCCAACAAGGUAAGGGAAGCUUAUAAAAUGGCCAAUGAAUGUUCCUAAUAAAGUGGCCCAUAAGUAGAAGUAUUCUCACUGGUCACUUUAUUAGGUACAGUCCUGUGCAAAACUGAGACAGCACCAUAAACUUUAUUUAAUUUCCAGUCAAAAUGACCAAUAAAUACAGGAUAUUUAUUUUCAGCAUCAGGAAAUAUGUAUUUAACAGGAAAUUACACAGAAGCCCCAACAACUAAAUCUAAUAUCACAUUUGUAUGUAUUUUGUGUUUGUCCACUCUUUGCCUUUAUUACAGCUUCGGUUGUUUAAAUGAAAAGUUUUGGAAACUCCUGUUUUUCACUUAUUGUCCUGUGACUUUCUCCUUCCUUAUGCAAGUGGAUUAUUUUAUAUCGAAUCUCUUCAGAAAUAUCUCCUGAAAAAUGAAUGACUUCUUCUUAAUGGCCAAUUUGACUUGAAGAUUAAUAAAUGAAAGGUGGUCUUUGACUUUUGCAAGGUAAUAAAGUAGCCAGUAGGUAUACAAUAUAUUUACCAAACUGUAAAUCAUUAAGGUUAUUAAUCACAGCAAGCUAGAUGUAAAUGUUUCCACCUACCCUUCGCAUUCCUUUAAUAUUGACAUUAGCUUUUAUAAGUGCUACUUUACACUCAUGAACGCACACCCGUGUCAUGUAGAGCUGUAAUUCGAUUGGCCUGCUAUCAUUUUCCCAUGGCCUUGAUCUGAUUUGGAGUGUGUGUUGGCAGUUUUGCAGAGUGUGGCAAAUGACUUUUACAUACACACACACCAUUUUCUGUAGAAGCCCACAGUCAUCCUGUGCUUCGCUGUAACAGAAUGUUCUGUGUGUGUGCAUCAGCCCCUGCUGCUGUUCCACUGUUCCCCUCACGCUGUCCACACAACAAUCUGACUUGCCACAUCGCAUCACACACUGGUCCAAGUAACAAACUCCAGAAAAUUAGUCUGGCCGUUCACUUCAUCUUCAUGCACUGUUCUGAGGAUCCAGAAAGCACAACAGUGCGUGAAAGAAACAAAAACAAUGUAGACAUUUUCUCUGAUUAUGAGAAAUGUUUUAGAGAAUUGGAUAUGUGUUUCAGAAACUCUACACUUGACUUGGACUGAGCGACUGGAGCUUGUAAUGAGCCCAACAGGACCUGAUUGCUCAUGUUUGGUUUGGUUGGCAGAGAUGAAGACCAGUGGGGUCACUGACCUGGGGCCUCUGACUCUCAUAGGCAUCAGACCACAAAUAGCUCAAAUACUUGGGACAGUCUCCUGCAGAUACAAACAUUAGAUUAACAAACAGCUAUUGAAUGUCUGUUGAAGAAACUAAAUAAUUAUAAGAAUUGAAGAAGUUUUAUCUGCUGUCAGCCCAGUUUUAUAUUAUCGACUCAUGGGGUUUCUGUUGUUGCACUUUAAAUGAGAUGUUUCAGAUGGUGCAGUGAUAGUGGUGAUAGUGUUUACACUUUCAUGUGCGCAGUAUCAUUGCAUAUUGCAUUAUCAGUUUGGCCUUAAAGAAAAUGGGAAGAAAUCAUGAUCACCAACAAUUCCUGUUGCUCAGUAAAGUCACAUACAUACAUUAUCUCCCACUCAUUGCUCGCUAGCAGCUCAACAUUCACAACAUUUCACACAGAGAAAAAGGUGUCCUUGUUAGUCUGAUAACAGAAUUAAAAAUAAUUAAUAUAUAAAUAAAAAUUAAGUUGAAUUAAUUGGGAGAUGGCCACUAGGAAGCCUGCAGAAAAAGUUUAAUGAAUAAAUGUUUUUGUUAUGUGUUAUUGUUUAUAGUUUGGGGGGCCUCUGAUGAUCUCUUCCUGUUGGAGAUGUGGGAAAUAAACUGCGCAUUAUGGAAGGUUUGUGCAGAUUAAAAAUGUUGGGAUGUUGUUAGAAAGCAUUGCCUAAAUAAAUAAUUUUUUAAAGCAGAAUUUAACUGUAAUUUUAGACAGUUGAUUUUUUAUUUAUCACAUUGUUAUUUUUUCUAUGGUGGCUAUUAGUUAUCGGUGCUAUGUGGAAGUUUAAUAGCGUAGUCUGGUCAGGUUUUAUUUGGCACUUUGGCUGACGAUGGGCCGAAUUGGGUUCCGGAGACUCUGGUCAGUUUGUGACUCAAAACUUGAUGAUGGAUCAGGUUGGGUUAGGUUUGCAAGUUUGUCAGUUUCAGGUUGAGUUUAAAACCUAAUAGAUGUUCAUGGCAAGUUGGGAUUAAUCUGAAAGUUCUUGGGCUGUAUUUGUGUGUGGACCAACAAUGACUGAUUACUGAGGACAAUAAUUUCCCUAAGUUAUAGCCCAGACUGCUUUUGCAACAACAAGAGGUCAUUUAAGGCCUCAUAUUCUGCAUUUUCUUUGGUCCAUUUAUGAUGUUUGUGUGGUUUUGUGUACCCAAAACAGUCAUAAGCCAUUUUUCCAUGACCGUUUACCAACCUCUCUUUAUCCCUCAAAAUGAAACAGGCUGCUUUUGCUACUGUGUCUUUAGGACUGAUAUAUGUAAAUGGGCUCUGUUCUGAUUAGUUGCCAUUUUGUGACUCAUUCAAAAAGCAGUCCAGGCUGAAACACUCGUUAGAACUUUAACAUAAGUGAGAGGAACUAAACUGCUAUAGGCUGAAUAGCCAGAUAUGUGUAAUUGCAAUGGUUUUCAUGACCUCUGUGGGUUGUUUUAGCAGCUUAGUUGCCUUAUGUGGACUGUAUAGAGUUGGAAGUGAAUGAUAAGUUUUAAAUAAACAAUGUUUAAGUACUACAUCAAACCUUUUUGUUUUAAACUGGUGAGGAAAAUUCAGUUUCUGUGAAAUAGGCCCCUCAAAACACUCUCAUAAUAGAAGACAAUGGAAAGCUUCCAGCAUCUGCCCACUGAUUUCUACUAUGAGUAUUUUUUGAAUUAACUGGUUUUCUGUUCUGGUUUUCUCAAAACUAUUGCACAAGAUAAUAGACCAUAUGCAACAGAUUCAGCAGAUAAGGAUUUGAACAACACUGAACUAUUACUUUAACUGAAGUCUCUUCAGGCCCUCAAUAGCUGUAAAAUAAGCAAACAGUGAGUGGAAAGUCAUGUGAAGUUUGCAGGUUUGGAUUGAGGACAUGAAUGGUGCAAAAAGGAAGUUUUAAACUUCAGUAUGAACAUAAAAAAUAAAACAUCUGGCUACAAAAGACUUUGUGAGGUGUGGUGGAUUGGCACGACGCAGAGAGAGUGAAUAUUGUGUUAAUGAAAGAGGCAUUACAGCGUCUGGGAGGAAGGCUGCUUUAAGAAAGCAGAAAAAACAUUGAAGGAAACGUGUAAAUGUGGUCAGUCACGUCCCUCCGUCAUUCAAUCAAAACGCUCAGAGGCCCACUGCCUCCACACCCAGCUCAGAGUAAGCUUUUAUUUUGACUUGAUUGCAGGCGAUGCCCACAGCAUUCCAAACACACACAAAGUACACGUAAAGUCUGGACACAUCUACUCAUUUUCUUUAUUGAUACCGUUUUCCACAUUUUUGAGUAAUGAUGAAGACAUCAGAAGUAUUCAGUGA
Colossoma macropomum (tambaqui) is the source of this 5491-nucleotide messenger RNA. RefSeq names its product aldehyde dehydrogenase 8 family, member A1 (gene aldh8a1). Gene Ontology annotation, biological process: retinoic acid metabolic process. Gene Ontology annotation, molecular function: retinal dehydrogenase (NAD+) activity. The transcript is spliced from 7 exons. NCBI's taxonomy places the organism in Eukaryota, Metazoa, Chordata, Actinopteri, Characiformes, Serrasalmidae. The record is from RefSeq and is a predicted model, not a curated record. Bases 143 to 1603 code for a protein of 486 amino acids.